This is a messenger RNA of Tachysurus fulvidraco (yellow catfish), 2945 nucleotides long. It is a transcript of the gene acad9, whose product is annotated as acyl-CoA dehydrogenase family, member 9. The transcript has 18 exons. NCBI's taxonomy places the organism in Eukaryota, Metazoa, Chordata, Actinopteri, Siluriformes, Bagridae. The coding region runs from base 74 to 1978 and encodes 634 amino acids. The record is from RefSeq and is a predicted model, not a curated record. Gene Ontology annotation, molecular function: acyl-CoA dehydrogenase activity; flavin adenine dinucleotide binding.
CAUAUUAUUAAAUCGUCAUCUCUGUGCGACAAAUAUAGGUUAAAGGUUUUACGGUCAGUGUAUCGGGAAAGUUAUGUACAGAACCAUGAACCUGAACAGAAUCAUUGCUUUGUCAAAAACAGCUAAACUGGGAAAGACUUUCCUCUGCGGUCGAGCCGGUAAAGAGCUGAGCUUUGGCUUUAACGUGUCACAGCGCGGCGUCCAGACGACUUCAAGGAGUUUAGUGUACGGAAAAGAUCUGUUCUUAGGGAAGGUAAACAAGAAUGAAGUCUUUCCUUAUCCAGAAAUCAGUAAUGAAGAAUUAGAAGAGAUUAAACAAUUUGUUGCUCCAGUGGAGAGGUUUUUCAGCGAGGAUGUGGAUUCUAAGAAGAUUGAUGAGGAGGCAAAAAUCCCACCUGAAACCUUGGAUGGGCUCAAAGCACUGGGGCUGUUUGGAAUCCAGGUGCCUGAGGAGUACGGUGGCCUUGGUCUCUCCAAUACCAUGUACGCUCGGUUGGGGGAGAUCACAUCCCUUGAUGGAGCCAUUGCUGUCACACUUGCAGCACAUCAGGCCAUUGGCUUAAAGGGAAUCUUGUUGGCUGGAACUGAGGAGCAGAAGACCAAAUACUUGCCCCGACUGGCUUCAGGAGAGCAUGUAGCAGCGUUCUGUCUGACUGAGCCCGGCAGUGGAAGUGAUGCCGCCUCUAUUCAGACGCGUGCUACGCUGACAGAAGAUGGAAAACAUUUCCUGCUUAAUGGCUCAAAGAUCUGGAUCUCCAAUGGUGGGAUGGCAGACAUCAUGACAGUUUUUGCAAGAACAGAGGUGUUGGACAAGGACGGGCAAAAGAAAGACAAGAUAACAGCCUUCAUUGUGGAGAGAGCGUUUGGUGGGGUGACCAGUGGCAAACCGGAGGACAAGCUGGGAAUCAGAGGCUCUAACACAUGUGAAGUAGCAUUUGAAAACACCAAAGUGCCCAUAGAGAAUGUGAUUGGAGAAGUUGGUGGUGGAUUCAAGAUCGCUAUGAACAUCCUGAACAGUGGGAGGUUCAGCAUGGGAAGUGCAAGUGCAGGAAUGAUCAAGAAGCUGAUUGAGAUGACGGCAGAAUAUGCAGGCACAAGGAAACAGUUCACCAAGAAUCUUGCUGAAUUUGGGAUGAUUCAGGAGAAGUUUGCCAUCAUGGCCCAGAAUGUGUUUGUGAUGGAGAGCAUGGCAUAUCUGACUGCUGGCUUGAUGGACCGGCCUGGAGUUCCUGACUGCUCUGUAGAGGCAGCCAUGGUGAAGGUCUUCAGCUCCGAGGGUGCUUGGGUGUGUGUGAGCGAGGCAUUACAAGUUUUGGGAGGAGUUGGAUAUACCAAGAACUACCCCUUUGAGCGCUACCUCAGGGACUGUCGAAUUCUGCAGAUCUUCGAGGGAACCAAUGAGAUCCUGAGGAUGUACAUUGCUCUCACCGGAAUGCAGUAUGCAGGCAAAAUCUUAACAGAAAAAAUCAAGCAGAUGAAAAAGGGGAAUGUCAGCGUGGUGGUUGAGAUUUUGUCCAAGAAGCUCAAGGACUCUCUGGGGAGGACAGUGGACUUUGGCCUGACGGGAAAGGAUGGAGUGGUUCACCCCAGUUUGACGGAGAGCGCUAAGAUGUUGGAGCAGAACGUGGCCUUGUUCGGCUCCACUGUAGAAAGCCUGCUCUACAGAUACGGAAAGACAAUAGUUGAUGAGCAACUAGUGCUGAAGAGAGUGGCCGACACCCUGAUUAACCUCUACGCAAUGACUGCAGUGCUGUCCCGUGCCAGCCGCUCCAUCAGCAUCGGCCUCCGCAACCACGAACAUGAGGUGCUGCUAGCAAACACCUUCUGCAAGGAUGCUUACUUCAAAAACAACUACUGGAUGACUCAACUGCAAAGAAAUUCCCCAGAGAACAAUGACGCUAACAUUAAGAAGAUUGCCCAGGAAGUACUGAAGAAGCGGGCAUAUGUCUGCUCCCACCCUCUUGAAAGAACAUACUGAUGUGGCACUUAAAUCUUUUAGAUGUAACUGUACUGCAUUCUGAUUGGAUGUUAGGCACUUUCUGGUUGAUUCUGGUUUAGGUCCUACUGACAGCCCCAUCCUUCACUACCUUAUUACUAAAGGUCCUUGUGUUAAUUUAACUGUAUAUGCAAUUACGUUGAUCUUCUCAAAAAUGUAUCAUUGUAAAUACUAAUCUCCACAGUUUAAAAUACUGUAUUAAUAAGUGAACACCACUGUGACAUUUCUACAGGUUUAGAAAUGUCAUAUAUAUAUAGACAGGGAUGUGUAUAUAUAUAUAUAUAUAUAUAUAUAUAUAUAUAUAUAUAUAUAUAUAUAUAUAUAUAUAUAUAGAUAUAUAUAUAUAUAUAUAUAUAUAUAUAUAUAUAGACAGGGAUGUGUAUAUGAUGUACAGUAAGAAACAAUGCUGCCUCAUAAUACACAGUAACUCUGAAGCUUGGAGCUACACCAGCCUUUUUACUUAAUAAAAACAGCAACACUGUUACAGGUCUUCAUUUCUAUGACAUUUCUCUUGUGCUGGGUGUUACUCAAAUCUGUGUACAUGUUUGUGGUGUUCUGAGGUGCAUCAAAGACAUGCAAACUUUUUUCUUCUUCUGUAAGAGGCUGGGCAUUUCGCUUGUGUUGAAAGGAGUGUGACAUCCAGUAAUGCCUAUUGGGGGAAAAACCUUCAGUUACUGGGUUGUUUGUGACUUCAUCUGGAAGUCUAUGCUCUAAACCAGAAGUAGGAUUCAAACAAACUGCUCACCCAAACUGGCAUUUGCUGUGUUCACUAGUAAGUCUUCGAUUUGUCCGUGUGUCUGACGAAUGGAGGCACUCCGGUUUGUCUUCCUUCAUUGUGUCAGUAUAUGGAAUGGGCUGAAAAUACACAGUGUUUCUAUUAUUCCAUUUCUGGAUGUGUGACAGUGAUUGAAUGAAGCAGGUCUAUGUAAGUAUAAAGAAUUUUGACAAA